CAGAUUUUAAUGUUUGCUAAUGUUCUUCCCUGAUUUGCAGCACUCCAACUAAGAUGAGUGAUGACUUAUUUGAUGCAGUAGAGGCUCUUGAACAAGAUCACUCAAUCCUAGGGGAGACUCAUGGGACCAGGGCUGGGAAGGAAAGGCAAUACACUGAUGGGUAUGUUAAAGGAUGGCAGCAAGCAGCUCAUGUAUUGCAUGAAAUAGGUUCAUUGUAUGCCAUAUUGUCUGCAUUUUCACUCAACUGCCAGUGCGAGACAGAGCCAGUGCAAGAUGAAAUGAGCACCCAGGCCACUGCUGCUACCUCGGUUGUAACGACUGAAAAUCCAUCCCUUGAUGGUAAAGAAAUUUCAAAUGGUAGAUGUGCUGUUCACAAAGUAUUGACUACAAGACAACAGGCUUCAUUGAACAGAGUUUUGGAUGAUCUAAGCAACCAUCGGAUGUGGCUUGCAUUGGGACGUAAUUCUGAAGAAGAACUAGCUGAGCAUCUCAGCUCAGUUCAAACUCAGGCAAAGUUCUUGCUUCAUAAGCUGAAGAUCCCUACACGGUUUGAAGACAAAACUGUGGAUGCCGACUUCUAGGGAGGCGUUUUUUUGCCAAGAAUUACAUGGAAAUUCAUUGUCAUUCAAUAAAUCCUGUUUGACAUCAG
Molecule: messenger RNA, 649 nt
Organism: Hyalella azteca
Lineage: Eukaryota; Metazoa; Arthropoda; Malacostraca; Amphipoda; Hyalellidae
Exons: 2
Coding region: 54-581 (175 amino acids)
Source: RefSeq, a predicted model, not a curated record